This is a messenger RNA of Setaria italica (foxtail millet), 1898 nucleotides long. RefSeq names its product CCR4-NOT transcription complex subunit 11. Gene Ontology annotation, cellular component: CCR4-NOT complex. The transcript has 13 exons. The record is from RefSeq and is a predicted model, not a curated record. Bases 142 to 1476 code for a protein of 444 amino acids. Lineage: Eukaryota; Viridiplantae; Streptophyta; Magnoliopsida; Poales; Poaceae. Gene Ontology annotation, biological process: mRNA catabolic process; negative regulation of translation.
CAUCCCGAGCCGCGCCUACUCCUCCCACUGACCCCUCGAAUCUGUCCCGAAGGGCCGAAAAAAAAAACCGAAGCCGAAAAAGAAAAUUCCUCGCCGCCGUCCCUCACGGCGACGGCCACCGCGACCCCGACGACGACCACCAUGUCGGCGCCCACCAUGCCGGCGUGCGCUCCCGUCCCCACGCUGCGGCCCGACGAGCGGGCCGACCUCCUCUCCCUCCUCGCCGCCGCGGCGCGCCCGCUCGCCGACGUCGUCGCCGACUUCCUCACGCGGUUCCCCCGCGAGCGCCGCCUCCGCGUCGGCGGCGCGCUCUGCUUCCUCCUCGAGGACAAGAAGAUGCUCCAUCCUACUGGCCGUUUAAUUGCAUUUGCAAUUCUUCAUCAGAGCUAUUCCCCCCAGACAGCAAAUCCAUAUGUUCCUAUAUUGUUAAAUGCAGCCUGCGAUGAAACAUCAGAGAAAUCAGAACGGGCAUUUGUCCAACUAUUAUUGACUUCAUCCAGUGGAAACAAUAAUAAUGAGGUCCUGAAUCAGUCAGCUGUAGAUUACAUAAAUGGGUCUGUUUCAGCAUCUCAGGCCUUGUUGCCACGGGAACAACUUGAGAAGCAAUAUUGCAGUAACGGUGUACAGUCUCAACAUCAGAUUAGUAGUUUCAGGGCUGCUGCUGUUAGAAGUGCUAUACCAGAUCCAGAUGUGCCUCAAAGUUGUGCAAAUUCAUCAGAGUCUGCGAUAUCAUUACCUGGAAGCAAACAGAAAUCUGCUUCUGAUGAUAGAGAUUCUGCUCUUGCUGGUUUACUCCAUGAAAAAUCGGGGGGAAGAUUGGGUCCUCAGUGGAUUCGGCCAACACCCCCAAGACUUCCUGUACUAGACGGGGAGCUACAAUGGCUGAACCCUGACAAUAACCACGAGCUAUUAUGGGAUUAUAGCAUGUGUGCUGAUACGAGUCGAGGGGCUGCUAUCCGAGACUUGAUUGCAAGAGCCUUAAAAGGUCCACUUGCACCUGCCCAACAGGAGCAAGUCAUAGUAGAACUGGCAAAGGAUCCUAAACUGGUUUAUUACUGCGGGAUGACUCCACAGAAGCUUCCGGAUCUUGUGGAACAUAAUCCGCUCAUUGCUGUUGAGGUCCUUUCGAAGCUAAUUAACUCUCCUGACAUUGCAGGUUACUUUGAAGGUCUUGUGCAUAUGGACAUGAGCCUGCAUUCUAUGGAAGUUGUGAACAGGCUUACCACUGCUGUUGAACUUCCAACAGAGUUUGUCCACGAGUACAUCACAAAUUGUAUCCAAUCAUGUCAAAGCAUUAAGGAUAAGUACAUGCAAAACAGACUGGUGAGACUAGUAUGUGUUUUCCUGCAGAGUCUCAUCCGAAACAAGAUUAUAAAUGUUCAAGAUCUUUUCAUUGAGGUACAGGCGUUCUGUAUUGAAUUUUCACGGAUAAGGGAAGCAGCUGGUUUAUUCCGACUACUCAAAUCUUUGGAGUGAAAGGAAUUAUAGACCGGUUGUAUCGACAUCGAAUGUACUUUUCUUGUUCUGGAUAGUUCUAUGGCCACUCUGGGUGUUCAAGAUCACUUGUUACGAUAUGCACAUCAUUUCUCGUGGAAUCCGUGGCACCCUUACUAAUUACCGUGCAUACCCUUGAAAGAGUGGUGAAAGAGAAUGCCAAGAGCAGAGUCAGCCAGCUAGUCAGAUAACAUGUGGUAUUAAUUGUUGGUGCAAAUUUAGAUCAGUUUGUACUUUGUAGGCUCAUUUGUACGGCGAUGAAUAAUGCAUGCAUGCUUUCUUCAAAUCUUCUGUAUUUGCAUCGUAACUGAAACAAUGUUGCAAUCUGUUCUCUUGUAGUCUAUGAGUGGUGCAAGAUAGUUGGAUACGUUACCCAGAAUUGAUUUUCCGUUGUGUGUAUAUUA